AUGGCCACCAUCAAAGCCAUCGAGGCUAAGUCCAUACAUCAAAUUCAGUCCGGCCAGGUCAUCGUCGAUUUGUGCUCAGUGGUCAAGGAACUGGUUGAGAACAGUCUGGACGCGAGCGCGACUUCCAUCGAAGUACGAUUCAAGAACCAUGGCCUCGAUUCAAUUGAGGUGCAGGACAACGGGGCCGGAAUAUCUGCCGAAAACUAUGAAAAUGUCGCCUUGAAGCAUUUUACCUCCAAACUUUCCAAGUAUGAUGAUCUUUCCAGUUUGCAAACCUUUGGAUUUCGCGGCGAGGCUCUUUCGUCCCUUUGCGCUUUAUCCAAAUUCUCCAUCACAACUGCACAGGCACAGGAGGCACCAAAGGGAAGACGUCUCGACUUCGACGGUAUGGGCAGACUUGCCGCGAGCACGCUCGUUGCCUGUCAGAAGGGCACGACUGCCACGGUUGAAGGGUUGUUCGAGAGCUUGCCUGUACGCCGCAAAGAGGUAAUCAAGAAUGUAAAACGUGAAUAUGGCAAGGUACUCGGCUUGCUGCAGGCAUAUGCUUGCAUUUGUGUCAACGUGAAGUUGACGGUCAAAAAUGCUAUGCCAAAGGGCAAGAGCGUGACUGUUUUCUCAACCAAAGCCAAUGCCAGCACUCGAGAGAACAUUGCGAAUGUCUAUGGGGCGAAGACACUCUCAGCUCUGGUACCGUUAGACCUCAUCCUGGAAUUCGAAUCGACCGUGGCACGCACGGCACAUAAAGACACGUCCAGCGGCAAGAUAUUUGUCAAAGGCCAUAUCUCGAAGCCUGUUUUCGGAGAGGGGAGGCAAACUCCAGACCGUCAAAUGUUCUUCGUGAAUGGCCGACCAUGUGGAUUGCCACAGAUUGCCAAAGCCAUCAACGAAGUAUACAAGUCAUUCAACGUUUCCCAGUCACCUUUUAUAUUUGCUGAUUUCCAGAUGGACACCAACUCCUAUGAUGUCAAUGUCUCGCCAGACAAGCGGACUAUCCUGCUGCACGAUGCUGCGACUCUAAUUGAGAAUUUGAAGGCUGCAUUGAAUGAAAUGUUCGAACAACAAGAUCAGACAGUUCCUCAGUCUCAGCUACAAGGCCCCAAGUUCCCCACGUUUCGAAAACUGGACUUUGAAAGACGCUCUUCCCCAAAUUCAUUGAGUCCCUCGAUCCAAGGAGAAUCUGUGCCGGCAAGAUCGGUGCUCCAAGAUGAGAAGAGUCUCACUGACGAUCCUGAGGCCUCUGACGACGAAGGCUCGAAUUGGCUGAUGCGUGAGCAUUUUCGAAACUUUACAAGCACCAGAGACGAGACUGGGGGAAUCAGUCAGGUUCGAAAAACACCACAAACGGAAAAGGAGAGCCAAGCGAACGCCUUGGCUCAGAAGAUAGCAGAAGAAAAUGAGGAGAGAUCCAACUUUGCUGAUGACGGCGACACACAGGAGACAAUUCACACACAGAGCACCGAGGGGUCGCAGAAUGACCCUGUCAACCUUCACAUACAAGACUUUAAUGCACGGAUGGCUGAGCAAAGCGUAGACUCAGUGCACAUGGAUCAACCGACUGCGUCCAAGGAUGAGAGGGGAUCCGAAAUCCCAUCGCUGAGCCAGCAGUCUCAGCAGGGAGAUAAAGGUAUUGUUCCGAACGCCUUCGAACGCAUGCGACCUAGGAGACAACCAGCAGAGCUUGCCACAGUAACAAUUGGAGAGGAGACAAUUACAACCAUUGUUGGUUCGCACUACCCGAGGUCUCCAGCUGGAAGAGGAAUGAUGGAGAAAAUCAGGGCCCAAGCACCAAGACAGGAAAGGCCAUCACCAGCUACAGUCAAUUUCUCCCAAAAGCUACGACGUUUUGACGCAAGGGCUGGAGAUGAUGGGCAAGAAUUGGAUUCGACUGAUGACUUAAUGUCCCAUGAGAGUGGCUCGGAGCAUGGUACGGAAGCAGAAACACCAGAAUCGGACGACGCAAUCAAUCUGCUUGUCGAAUCUGAUGAUCUGAAUGACGAAGGUGAAUCCGCAAUUCAAGAUGGAGCUGUUGACGCAGAUGACGAUCCCGACUAUGUGGACGAAGAAGAGAAGCAAAAAAUCGAGGAGGCACGGGUGGUUGAGCUCAUUCGAGCCGCAGAAGAAGUUUCGGCCAUGGCCAGCAAGGAAAACACCAAACGGGCGGCAAACUCCCUUUCCGGCAGUCGAAUUAAAGACUCAACGACAACUACGCUCGCGACAGUUGACUUCUCUCUAGAGAACGUAGCUAAAGGCCUGGAGCAGCUUGUAGCAAUCGGUGCCAGAACGGAGGAGCUCAGACAUCGCCAAGAACACGCGCACGUCGCGCAAGAUCCCGAAGCACAGCUCACGCUUACCGUGUCCAAGGGCGACUUUGCGCAGAUGGAUAUCGUUGGCCAGUUCAAUCUUGGAUUCAUCCUUGCGACAAGGAGUGGUGAUGAUAAAAUUGAGACCGGGGCAAGAGCAAGGCAAGACGAAUUAUUCAUCAUCGAUCAACAUGCGUCAGACGAAAAGUACAACUUCGAGAAGCUCCAAGCCGAGACAGUCGUGGGCAAUCAGAGGCUCGUUCAACCCGCUAUACUUGAUCUGACAGCGGUAGAAGAGGAAAUUGUGCUGGAAAACAUGGACGCCCUCGAGAAGAAUGGCUUCCUGGUUGACAUCGACACGAGCGGCGAGAGUGUGGUAGGGCGCAGAUGCAAACUUAUUAGCCUCCCACUCAGCAAGGAAGUUGUCUUCAAUACUCGUGAUCUUGAAGAGCUCAUCCAGCUGCUCGCGGAAGCUCCAGGCCCUGGUACGCAAAGCUGCCACGAUGUCCCCCGGCCCAGCAAGGUUCGGAAAAUGUUUGCAAUGCGAGCGUGUAGGUCCAGCAUCAUGAUCGGCAAGACGUUGUCCAAGAAGCAAAUGGAGAAGGUCGUACGACACAUGGGGACCAUCGACAAGCCGUGGAAUUGCCCUCACGGUCGACCAACGAUGAGACAUGUUUGCAGUUUGACCGCUCUCCAGCCUUGGGUGGAAGGUGAUGCGAACACGGUGGAAGGCGGUAGAGCUGUGAGCCUUGGUGAGGCACUGCAGAGGUUUGUCUCGGGAUAG
Molecule: messenger RNA, 3084 nt
Organism: Exophiala spinifera
Lineage: Eukaryota; Fungi; Ascomycota; Eurotiomycetes; Chaetothyriales; Herpotrichiellaceae
Exons: 1
Coding region: 1-3084 (1027 amino acids)
Biological process (GO): mismatch repair
Cellular component (GO): MutLalpha complex
Molecular function (GO): mismatched DNA binding; ATP-dependent DNA damage sensor activity; ATP hydrolysis activity
Source: RefSeq, a predicted model, not a curated record